AUGAGCCUCGCCAACAUCGGCACGGCCCUCGUGCCCUCGGCCCUGCUCAUCGCGAGUGUUUACGCCAUUAAGCCCGAGUUUAUCGCCUAUGCAAUUGCUGUCGCUGGAGUUCUGGCUGGUUACUUGGUUUUCAGCACCAGUAAGCCUCGCAAGGUCUUGAACCCCACCGAGUUCCAGAACUUCGUCCUCAAGGAGAAGAACGAGAUCUCUCACAAUGUCGCUAUCUACCGUUUUGCCCUCCCCCGUUCCACCGAUAUCCUCGGCCUCCCCAUCGGUCAGCACAUCUCUCUCGCCGCCACUAUCGCCGGUCAGCCCAAGGAGGUUGUCCGCUCUUACACCCCUAUCUCCUCCGACAAUGAGGCCGGCUACUUCGAUCUGCUCGUCAAGGCUUACCCCCAGGGUAACAUCUCCAAGUAUCUUACCGAACUGAAGAUUGGCGACAACAUGAAGGUCCGUGGCCCCAAGGGCGCCAUGGUGUACACCCCCAACAUGUGCCGCCACAUUGGUAUGAUCUCCGGCGGCACUGGUAUUACCCCUAUGCUGCAGGUCAUCAAGGCCAUCAUCCGCAACCGUCCCCGCAACGGUGGCAACGACACCACCAAGGUUGACCUCAUCUUCGCCAACGUCAACCCCGAGGACAUCUUGCUCAAGGACCAGCUCGAGGAGUUGGAGAAGGAGGAUGAUGGAUUCCGCAUCUACUACGUUCUUAACAACCCGCCCGAGGGCUGGACUGGCGGUGUUGGCUUUGUGACUCCCGACAUGAUCAAGGAGCGCCUGCCCGCCCCCGCUGCCGAUGUUAAGAUUUUGCUCUGCGGUCCCCCUCCCAUGGUCAGCGCGAUGAAGAAGGCCACCGAGGCUCUUGGAUACACCAAGGCGCGCCCCGUCAGCAAGCUGGAGGACCAGGUCUUCUGCUUCUAA
Messenger RNA from Penicillium roqueforti, 918 nucleotides. Its product is annotated as cytochrome b5 reductase family protein. The transcript is spliced from 4 exons. The record is from RefSeq and is a predicted model, not a curated record. Bases 1 to 918 code for a protein of 305 amino acids. NCBI's taxonomy places the organism in Eukaryota, Fungi, Ascomycota, Eurotiomycetes, Eurotiales, Aspergillaceae. Gene Ontology annotation, cellular component: endoplasmic reticulum. Gene Ontology annotation, molecular function: oxidoreductase activity.